Molecule: messenger RNA, 2943 nt
Organism: Ceutorhynchus assimilis (cabbage seed weevil)
Lineage: Eukaryota; Metazoa; Arthropoda; Insecta; Coleoptera; Curculionidae
Source: the annotation of a GenBank genome assembly
GUUACACCACAACACCAAAACAAUGGAGCAAUUCAAAGACGCUCACUAUUUCCACAUACCUUCUCAAGGCAACGUGUACACAACGGCCGAAUUAAAAUUGGCCAACGACAAAUUGCUAAUGCUGGCCGCUUCGUUGAAACGGGAAAUUUUCUCGUUGGAGUAUUUGGAGGCCCCCGCUGGGCUAGUGCCCAGCACAAAAGAAAUCCCCUUCACUUACAUACCGAGUGGCGCUGAAAUAAUAUCCCUAGACGCAUUCAAUAAGUCAUUGUCAACUAACGAAGUGGUAAUAGGAAUUACCAUAAUCAAAAACAGCAACGAUUCUGACAGUUUGGAAACUUUCCUCAAUAUUUACUCGCAACUGGAAGAAAAUGACGAGUUUGACAUUGAAAAUGUCGCCCAAAAUUGUCUGACUGUAGAAUUGAAUUUUAUCCCUUAUAAAUUGAUGCACACUAAAUUCCAAGAGGAAACGGUUUUUCUAUUAUCAGGCAGUGACAAUUUGGUGCACGUGUACAGGGAAAACCCCCAAGAUCACGUGUUCAAGGAAAUCCAAGAUAGAGAGGUGCAUUUUCCGGAAUUCGAGAAAACCCCCAGUCCUGUGGUGUGGAUCGACAUUUUGCAUUACAAUAAUGAGCGAAUCACUGCGUUCAGUUGCGAAUGCGGCUACGUCAAAGUAACCAAAGUGGACACAAACACCAACAAACGCCUGUACAGUUUCGUAACAAGAUUCGCCAAUCACGUACCAAAAGUGCAACUUUACCUGGACAAAAACCACGUGAAUCUGGUUGUUGUGAACGCUACUUUACCUCCUGCACUGUUCCGCAACAUUUCAAAAUAUGGCCUCAGCGAUUACGUCACUUUGCACCGCUUGGACGAUGGUACCGUGUUCACCACCUGUUUAGUUGCUGAUGUCGAUUUUGAUGGUAACAAAGAAAUUAUUGUUGGUACCAGCUCUGGAGAGUUGUUUAUGUACAAAUACAAUGAGACAAAGUGGUACCUAGAAGAAGUUAAAUUCAUGGCUGCACCGGUUUUGUCCUUGAAUUACGGCGAUUUAUCGGGAGAUGGAGUCAAGGAACUAGUGGUAUCUUCCAUGAUCGGAAUACACGUUUUACAGCAUGACCCAGUUUUCAUCCAGAACAAGUUGAAACAACUAAUAUUACAGAAAUCUGUAAUAAGAAGGCCAGUGGCGGAGAAGGAGGAGGAGGGAUAACUACUCGUUUACUCAUUAAUAAAACCGUAAUAUAUAAUUAUUUCAAUUGUUGUAGUGUAUUUUUUUUUACUCGAAAAAGUCGCGCAAAUACAAAAUAAAACUUACACAUAUACAGGGUGUCUACAAAAAGUAAUAAUUAAAUUGUCGAAAUUAUAUUAUACAAAUUAAAGUCGCCACGUAAAAGCCAGAGCCGGCGGCCCUUAACGUUCCGUCUUAUGGUCAAAAACCUCGGGCGACCCAAAAAAAAAUUUAAACUUGAAAAUUUUAACCAGAGAUGGCGCAAUGUGUGUGUGUGUGUAGUACAAUUCAAUUAUUUACACUUUGUAAAUUGACUCGAAACACUGCCGCAAACACUUAGAAAACCAAAAGGCAUUGCACUAAAUAAAGAAAGUAGCCUCCGCUAAGUGUAAACCUAACCUUAAAUUAUUAAAAAUAAAAAUAAUACUAAAUUGUACCGAAAAAAGAAAAACUUAGGCCUGAUUUAUUCAGCUUUGGAUAAAGUUACUGUUACCUGACAGGUGAAUAAACCGGCCCCUUAAAAAAAAAAUAGCACAAUUAACCAAUUGUACUUAAGCUUAAUUAAAACUUUCAAAGUGAUUGCGAAGCAGUUUUCUGUUUUUUCGUCUUAAUUCAAAUAAAAAAAAGAGAAUUCAAUUUUGGUUCCAGUAGGAGGCGCCGUACCCCUGUUUGGAACCCGCUUUGGCCUGGCCGGCCGAACCUUGCGACCUCUGCGCGCCGCCGCUGGAAUCCUGCAAAACGAUUUUUUAAUAUUUCAAAUUGUCGCAAGCGUGGAGGAGGGAGGGGGCGUGUGACUUACCGCGCGCCGUCCCUGGUGCCUCACAUCCAUCUACAAAAAGCAAAAUAAAUAAAAACAAAAAAAAAAAGGAAACUGUAAACUGCCCCCUCACACACACUAGCGACAUCUAUGCGUGCGAUUAAUAAAUAAUGCAGAUUUCUUUUUUACCUGAUGCAAGGGCUGGUGCAUGGCCAUUGUUGAAUGGUGCUGAGGCAUUGUGGGUAUGUAAACUUGCUGGGCAUAGGCGGCGCCACCGGCGCUUUGGCUCAAAGUUCCAGUGAACGGAGGCGGGGUUCCGGAAUGGAAGCCCUGCUUCUCGUAUGACUGAAUUUUCCCAAGGCGGCGUGCGUCUUGCCGUACAUGGCGCUCAAAUCAGUGGCGCCCGAACCGGCACUGGUCGAAUUAUUUUUCUGCGCCGCCGCCGCUGCCGCCACCGCCGCCGCCGAUCCCACAGCGUAGGAGGCCUUGGAAUAGUCCUGCGCCGAUUGGCCUAAGGCGUCGUAGGCGCCGUAACCGGUCGCCGAACCGUAAGUAGCCGGUUUCGGUCCGUACUGGUUAUUGGCAUUGGUCACUGUCGGUAAUUGCUGCAAAAACCAAUUGACAUUUCUUGUGUGUCAUUUUGAUUGAUGACUUACCGUGUACAUUGUUCCAAAUUGGGCGUAAUUGGGCGGAGCCCCUAGGGUGUUGUAAGGCGCAGCCGCGAAAAAGUAGGGCGUAGCCGCACCGGGUGCAGGUGUCGCAGUCAAAAUAGGAGCUUGUUGUUGUUGCUGUUGUUGUGAGGCGGGCGGUACGGGUGAGGCGGCUCCGUCGCCCGCCCGUCCCGCCGUUUGAAACCGGGCGUCGGUGGCGCUGUAGCCGCCCAAAGCGGUGGCCGUCGGGUCGCCGCGCACCGUCGCCAGCGUCGUCGGUGUCUGGUAACCCAUGUCGUAGUAAGGCGUGG